GUUUUUUCGUGCCGCUACUUGGAAUAACAAAAACAUAUAUAAUGUCGACACUGUGUGAAUCAGGCUACAAACUGGCCAAAGAAGCCAAGCGUACAGCAGACUUGCUCGUAUCCCCUUACAAUGAAGACCUUGUCCAUCGUAUCUGUCGUGAAGUACGUCUGCUCCAAGCAAAAGCCGAAUCGGUCUUACGAAGCAUGCGCGAGAAUCCAGCAACACAAGGUCAACCAAGUCAAUUGACACAGGUCAUGAUGCAUCAUGCUGCUAUCAAACGUAACAAACGCAUUCUUUUUGCAUACCAUCGUCAGCGACUUGAAAAGUUGAAAGAGCUCUCCUGGGAUGUCGGACGCCAGAGUGAUUUUCAACGAGAAAUCAAGACCUCAUUAGGUCCAACAGAACACAAGUUCAUGGAAGAGUACGGCGAAAUGGUGAGCGCCUAUAAACAGAGUUUUCUUGAAAUCGACCUUGGUGGCAACGGCGGUGUGGGUUUGGACCCUCCCAUGGAUCUAUUUAUUGAAGUACGCGUGGUACGCGACGUGGGUGAGAUCAAUACCGAAUACGGCACGUUGAACCUUGUCAAGGGAAGUCAGUAUUACGUUCGACAGACCGACGUCGAAUCGCUGAUCAAGGCCGGAUAUCUCAAGCACGUUGCAUAAUCUUACACUUUUACUUUGUUUCUCUCAUCUAUUUGUAUAUAUCUGUAGUCUCCACCUGUGAUACCGUUUGCCAUCGCAUGACCUCUUUAUUGAU
Molecule: messenger RNA, 747 nt
Organism: Radiomyces spectabilis
Lineage: Eukaryota; Fungi; Mucoromycota; Mucoromycetes; Mucorales; Radiomycetaceae
Exons: 1
Coding region: 42-653 (203 amino acids)
Biological process (GO): DNA replication; DNA strand elongation involved in mitotic DNA replication
Cellular component (GO): GINS complex
Source: RefSeq, a predicted model, not a curated record